This is a messenger RNA of Phytomonas sp. Hart1, 1804 nucleotides long. NCBI's taxonomy places the organism in Eukaryota, Euglenozoa, Kinetoplastea, Trypanosomatida, Trypanosomatidae. The record is from the annotation of a GenBank genome assembly.
GCUUCUAUACGAGCAUAAGUACCGAAUCGAUAGAAAGGUGUAAAUAACUGAUAAGGAUUUAUUAAUAAGAAAUCGGAUUGAUGGGCAAUGAAAAUAACUUCAAUAAACGGCAUAUUCCCCAGAUUGAAUUGGUGGCAACUAGCAGGGUAAACCUCUUUGCUGAAGUUCCCCUUGUGGAUUUCAACAGGACCGUAAAUGCGAGCAGGAAACUAGAAGGUCUUUAUUAUCACAGGAAGGACCUGAUAAGUAAAAAAUAGGAUAAUUGUUUUUCUAAUGUAACCAGUAUACUUAUUAUUAUCGAAGCUUUCCAUCCGCUUUCAUUUCCUUGACACAAACUUUCCUUCUUAUGUGACCACACAUCUAAUCCAUUCAUGAGGAAACAUGUGUACUGAAUAAAUGAUGUGAAAAGACGUGAUAGGAUGAUAAUCUCAAUCUUCGAUACCUUAACCCCACAGGAAAGAGUCUUGAAUUUCUGUAAGGGCUAAAGGGAUUUAAAUGUUUAUAAACAACUUCACCGUUAGGGGAUUUCCUCCCCUCCCCCAAAUCCCACGAGUGAAAUUCCUUUUCCGGAAAGUCGUCUGCAUUCGCGUGGGCCUGCCCUCCGUGAAAGGGAUGUGGGCUUCGUCCACCUGGACCUUUUUCUCCUAUUUUAUCCUGUCCUAUUCCCUCCUGUCCUGUUACAUCAUGUUCUAUCCUAUUCCUUCCUUUUUUUUCCUGUCUGGGGUGGUUUUGUGCGGUUAUUACAAAAAGGCUAAUCCCGAUCCCUCAGAUGCAACUCAACAUGAACACGAGCGGCCUCUGCAUGGUCCGUUACACCAUGGACGGCCUCCGACUCAACCGUCACGAGAAGGAACGCCUGCAGGCGGGUUUCCGCGAGACGAGGCUUCGCCCCGAGGCGGACCCCCGUUUGGUGAUCAUCCAGCCCAAAGGCGCCAAAGUCGCGGUGAAUUCGUCGCGGUUCGAAAAGGACCUCGCGGACUGUUGGCAUCACUCCUUUGAUAUCAGUGUGGUGCGGUCCCCAGAGGCACUGAUCUACCUCGGCGAGGAGGAGGGGAAUAAAAGAGAAGAAAACCCCAAAAGGCGUAAUUUCUUCGCAAUCGCAGCCGCGAACGUCUCACGGGGGGCUCUUGACGGCCUCAAGUUGGUGGAAGUGAAAGGGACGCUGUUGGGAGGGCUGGAAGCGGCCCCUCUUGCCCUCCUUGGCCUCGCCCUCGCGGCCACAAACGGGCAGGCGGGCCAGCGCUUCUGCCCGGCCUGCGGAGGGGCCACGAGCGGGGUGAAAGACAUCGGAUUCAGCCGCCGAUGUGAGAGCUGCCCCCGACAAUACUUCCCGCAGGUGAUUCCGGCCGUCCUGGUGGCCGUCCUCGACGGGGCCGGCCACAUUCUUCUCUCCCAACGCCGCGCGAAAAGUAAUGUUUUAACCAUUCUCUCGGGAUUUAUUUUGCAGGGCGAAACAGCCGAAACCGCGGCGCGGCGCGAGGUCGAGGAGGAGGCUGGCGUGCGUCUCGAUCGCCUGAACUAUGUCGGCUCCCAAACUUGGCCUUUUCCCAGUUUGUUGAUGCUAACCUACUACGCGGUCAUUCAAAAAGAGGAUCGUGAAAAGAAACUAGUGGUCGAGGCUGACGAACUUGUGAAGGUGGAAUGGGUGGAGAAGACAGAGGUUCAACGGGCCCUCGGGGGGCUCCACCCCUCUAUCGCCUGCCCCCCUUUCUGGACAGCGGGAAAUCGAAUGAUAGCGCUCUGGGCGAAAGGCAUCGUGAACGAUCAGGGCGAGGUGGUGGGAAACCCGCAGGCCAGUUUGUAG